AUGACAGAACCACCAUCAAGAAACAGGAGUCGCUCGCGCUCCCCACCGCGCAAACCCAAAUCAUCAGGAGGAUUCCGCUGGAAAGACAAGGGCUCGCGCGCAAACGACAGCUUCACCCGCGACUUUGACGAUCGCAACCGCGAUGAUGCACCUCGCCGCUCACCUCCCCGUCGCAGUGAUGGCGAUAGAGAUAGAUAUCGCGAUCGCUCGGACAGACGUGAUGGUAACCAAGACAGCUAUCGUCCACGAUCACCGAGACGAGACGACCGCGACAAAUACAGAGAUGGAGGGGACAGAAGACGGUCACCUAGACGUGACGGAGGCAGAGAUGAGAGAAAAGAGAAGAAGAAGGAAGACAAGCCUAAGGAGAAGGAAAAGGAGAAGAAGCCAAAGGUUGUUGCUGCGCCUAGUCGUGCAGAACCAAUGAUUAUUGUCAAUGUCAAUGACCGUUUGGGUACAAAGGCUGCUAUUCCUUGCUUGGGUAGUGACCCAGUCAAAGCAUUCAAGGCUAUGGUUGCGGCGCGUAUUGGUCGCCAGCCUCAUGAGAUCAUGUUGAAGAGACAGGGCGAAAGACCGUUCAAGGAUCACCUCACGCUGGACGACUACGGUGUCAGUAAUGGAGUACAACUCGACCUUGAACUCGACACCGGAGAUUGA
Aureobasidium subglaciale EXF-2481 is the source of this 657-nucleotide messenger RNA. RefSeq lists its product as uncharacterized. Gene Ontology annotation, biological process: mRNA splicing, via spliceosome; protein modification process. Gene Ontology annotation, cellular component: nucleus; cytoplasm. Bases 1 to 657 code for a protein of 218 amino acids. Lineage: Eukaryota; Fungi; Ascomycota; Dothideomycetes; Dothideales; Saccotheciaceae. The transcript is spliced from 2 exons. Gene Ontology annotation, molecular function: protein tag activity. The record is from RefSeq and is a predicted model, not a curated record.